CCCUGUGAAAUGAUUCUUUCUGGCAAGUUGUCACUUUGGAGAUAACUACCGGUAUGAAAGAAGGCCAUUUCCAAUGUGUUUGAAAUCGCCGAGAGAAGUUACUGAUUUCAUUUGGCAUAGCACGUGCAGGCAUUGACAUGACACAUGCACAUACUGUAUGUGCAUUGUUAUUACAUGUACAAUUGGUUGGUUCAGUGCCCAGCACAGCAUAGAUGCAUGUAGCUGAAUAAGGACGUGUAAUUGAUGCCGAUUUCAGGUGCAAUUCAAACAUGAUUUGACAACUUUCGAUUUGAAAUCGAGAUCCUACAAUAUUGGCAAAAUGCUCUAUCUAUACAUGGCCUUGCUGUGCCUUGUCCAUGGCAUGGGUGAACAUUGUGAACGGUACAAUAAAUUAGCUCAACAGUUCAACAACAUUGGAAUUCUGGUUUUUACACAUGAUCACAUUGGCCACGGCAAGAGUGAAGGGUCGAGGGUUGAUAUCAAACAUUUCCAGUUCUUUGUCCGUGAUUGUCACCAGCACAUCGACUUGAUGAAGUCCAAAUAUGAGGACCUUCCCGUCUUCCUGUUUGGACAUUCCAUGGGAGGGACCAUAGCAAUACUGGUGGCAUAUGAGAGGCCGUCACUCUUUACCAACACCGGAGUCUUGCUGAGUGCUCCAGCCAUCAAGGCUAGCCCAGAAAUAGCCACUCCCACGAAGCUUUUCCUAGGCAAGAUUCUGGCCAGUAUUUGGCCCCAUGCUCCCAUGGGUCAGCUGGAAUCCUCCUCAAUGAGUAGGGACCCUGAAGUGGUCAAAGAUUACGAGACUGACCCCUUGAUCUUCCACGGUAAGAUCAAGGCCCGCUUUGCUGUCCAGACGCUGCAGGCGAUGGAGAGGCUUGGGAACGGGCUGCCUGACAUCCGAUGGCCAUUUCUCAUCCAGCAUGGCGACCAGGACAAGCUGGCAGAAAUCUCUGGCUCCAGGCUCAUGUACGAGACGGCGCCCAGUGAAGACAAGACAUUGACAGUGUACGAGGGCUUCUACCAUGAGCUGGACAAAGAACCUGGCGGGGAUGGAGAGAAAACGAUCCAAGAACUCUUGGACUGGGUCUUGCAAAGACUGCCCAGCCAGUGAAGAAGUUCCCUUCUUAUCCACUAUUCAGAUCUUUCCUUGGAACCUUAAUGCACACAAUACACACCUCAACUUGAAACCAUUACUUGCCAGAUCUCAAAGGCUCUCGCAUGAGAGCCUUUGCCCUAUUUUGUCCAUGUGACGCGACCUUUACCUGUUCAAACAUUUUAACAAUACAAAAUUGUUUCAGACCGUUUGCAAACCAAAUUUUAAGAGAUGGUCUUGUAUUUAGUUUGUCUAUCCUGCACGUUUAUUUCAUUCAGAAACAGCAUCAUCUCUCACAGUAUUAACUGCACUGAGCACAAAAAGUACCUCAGUACUUGUGUAUGUCUCACAAGCAAUCUAAACAUUGAAGGCACUCUGUAUUGCACCAAAAAAUUGGAGAUCUUACAUCAGUAUUUUUGCGAGAUACAAGUCGCAGCCUACAUGCAGUGUAAAUAUAUUUUUUCUCCAGAGAGUUAAUGCCCACUGCAGAUACCAGUAAAGUUGUAAUUACACGUAAUGUAUUUUGAAUUUAAAAAAUUAACUAGAAGAGUUAUUUUUGGGCUUUAAUAUUCUGAAACCAGCAGCAACAUGAAAUACCGACAGUUACUCAAGAUUUACUUUUCUCGAUAUCUCUAAUUUUCAUAUGCAUUUUAUUUUACCCUUUAAAAGGUCUUUACCAUUUCUUUGUAGUUACACAUAAUGUAUUUUGUACUAAAAACACCUAGCUAGCACAUACACUUGAAGUAAAACUGAAGUAUUUCUGAUCUGCAAUAUCCUGAAACUGACACAACAAGAAAUAUUAACAGUUACUCUUUACAGUUGAAAUCUCCAAUUUUCAAAUGGCCCUAUUUUACUUUAUAAAGGGCCCUUACCAUUUUUUAAAAAAAUCAACAAAGUUUUAACAGAAAUACAAAUUUCUUUUAUCAUCUAGCAAAGUAUAUAUAUAUAUAUUUCCUUCAGAAUAGUAUCUUUAUAUUUUUUUCACAGUCAUGAAUCCACUCAGGUGCCUCAUAACAUAUACUGAAGAAAGAUAAGUUGAGGAGGGGCCCUACCGGCGUAGCAUGACCAACAGAGUAUAUGUAUUUAUCUAGCUUGUCUAUACCUCCUGUGGACUGCAUCAGGUGUAUUGAGUUGAUAUUAAUGAAAUAUAGAAAAUGGCACGAUUAUACUAUACAGGCGUGCAACUUUUCCUCGGAUCACCUGAUUUCCUCAUUUUUCACUUCACGCUCGUGCCAUUGAAAAUUGAAAACCACCAUACAAAGUCUUGUAAAGAUUGGAAUUUCCUCGUUUUUGUCAAAGUCCGUGUUGCAUGCCUGACUAUACAAUUAGACAGCACUGUUGACAUAAGUGAUGGAUGUAAGUAUGAGAAUGAUUUGAAGUAAGCAACUUACUGGUCAAAUUUGAUGACCAUGAUAGAACAAGGUGUGUGACUGUCUGAAAUGGUAUUGAGUGAGUGCUCGGUUCAAAACCACACCUGUGGGCUGAUUAGGAAGAGAUGAAAGCGUAGUUAGAAAAACAGUGGGAAUAAACAUCUAUUCGACACUUGUAUACAGUUUUGGGUUACUUGUGUGUUAAAUUUUUUCAGUGUAUUUUGGCGUAGAAAUCUCAUUCUUCACCUAGAUGCUAAAUAUUUGUGCGAUUAUCUCACAUUGUUGUAGAAGUACCAUCUAGCAUAAAGAGAACUGGUCAAUGACAAUCGGUACUCAAAUUGUUGGACAAUAUUUUCCUAAUGGUUCAAGAAAUGUGCCAAAUCACAGCAAAAUUUUCUUAGAACCAUUGUUUUCCAAGUUUCUGUGUGGACAUAGACACAAAGAACAUUCACAAGAUUGUAUCUGGACAUGAGUGGACAGGUUUUUGGGAUGUUUGAUGUGGACAUUAAUGCCAAGUUACAGAAAUCCAAUUUUAACAAGGUCACGUCUUCCAAUUUCAGAGCUUGGAUGUACAGUACUGUUCGGGUGCCAGUUGAAAUGUAGAUUGUUGAAAUCUAUUAGAAAUGGUUUUGGGGUGUUAUAUUUGAGGUAACUGUAUAAAUCAGCUUUGUUUGAAAGAACUAUAUCAAAUGACAUGUGAAUGAUGUGAUGUUAGUACUUGCUGUCUGUGCUGAUAUCAGAUAGGAUUUGGCGACUUUAUUGCUUGAUAAUUUUUCUUCUGACAAACACUCUUUAAUACUUUGGAUCAAUAUAUAUUUUUGAAGGAGUUUUGAGAAUCCAGAAGUAGUUCUUUAGGAUUUUGUGCACUUAAGUUUAUACCUGUGAACACGACUUAGUAUGUCUUAUAAUAACUUCCACCAGUGCCUUUGUAAAUUGUAUUUUUUGAACAUCUGCACAACUUAAUACAUAAAAACCAAAUGGAGCAAUUCACAGUACCAUGGGCCACAAAAUGUCUCUUCCUCUGGAGGUCUUUUACUGGCUCAUUGGUCCACAUUAAGAACUUGACAAGCUAUGAUUUAUGGGUCACUACAAGUCAAGGAACAAGAUACAUUUGAAUAUUUAAGGCAUCCCGUGCAGUGACAAGUAUUGGGGAUACAUGUUUUUCAAGAUUUGAUUGAGAGACUCCUGGCAAAACGUGAUGUUUUAUUAGAGUCGCUUGUUAAUGCUUUAUGAAAAAGAGUCAACUUUCACUUGUUUGAACCAUCUAGUGACAGUUUGGGAUUAUUACAAGUCACUUCCAAUAUUUUUUUCAUGAAGUCUGAUCCUGUGGAGAUAUAAAAAUUCACGUUUUGUUGUUAACUUAGUCGCUUUGAGUCAAGCAAGGACAAAUCCCAAACCAAAAUUUCAGGGAAGAGACAAUUUUUUUUGGGGGGGGGCAAAAAGUUAAUUUCCUUAAAUGGCUCCUUUGAGGGGUGUGGUUAACUUUGGUGGCUUGUGGUUGUAGGAAAACAGCUUUAGAGGCAUUUUAGAGGUAGGAUUAUCUCAAGCCAAAAGUAGGGAAAUAGUUAGGACACCAAAAAAUCGAACUUACAAUAGUGUUCAUAGUUCACAAAGUGUAAUUUCACCAAGGUAUCUCGACACAAGAAGAAACAAACCUGUGUACUUGCAAGUGCCCUUGAAAUUCAUAAAUUUCCAGAUUUUUAGCCACUCAGCUCGCAGCAUGUUUUUUCCUUUAUGACUUUCACAGACAGGGUCUUGAAUGCUUUCUUUUGACAUUCAUACUCUCGCUUUUCUCAGAUUUUGCCUCCUGUAGUGACCUUUGUAUCUUGUCAUAUUUGUAUAUGGUCUUUUUCAGUCUUACGUUUAGAAGGAAGUGUUUCAAGUUCAAAGUUUAAAUCGUGGUCUCAGUCAGAUUGUACCUCACAUCCUUUCAAAUAUUUGCAAACUCGACUGGAAGCUUCCACGAUAUGAACUGAAUGUUGCUUAUCAGUUUUCAGUUUUCAAAGGGGCCAUCUUUUGAAGUCCAUCUGCAUUGCAUGGAGCAUUUUACACUUUGUUCCCACAACCUCAUUCCUUUUUAGGUAAUGACGUUAGUCUGCUUACAGUCUACAGAGUCUUGCACAGCUGUACUACAACUGUUUUAAUCUGGAAUAAAAUUGAAAGUGGUAGACCUUACGUGUCUUGAAGCAAACAUUCUUACAGGGUUGAGACAUUUUGUAUGAGAAAUCUGCACAGAACGGCUCUCACAGCACGUAACUUUUCUGUCAUUUUUAUUUCAAUGUGUAGGGAUAUUGCAUUGUGUACAGAUGCUUGUUACACUCGGUGAACGAGUAUGUGAUUUAAUUAUUGACAAAUCAUACAAAAGCCAUUACUAUAUGGUGACACUGUGCAUGUUAAUGUGGGGCGUACGUACACUUCCAUUCAAACGCCCAAUCAGUCAAGGUGAUUAAACAAAUACUCAGUCUGGAGAAUUACCAUAUUUGGACAGCCUGUCGCAUCUCAAAUUUCGCACAAUCUGACCAAUCACAAGGCUUGUUCUAGCAGCCUGCGACGAAUUGUGCUCGUGUUGUCAUGUUACGGGAUGCUUUUCUGAAAUGUUGCAGCAUAUGGAACAAAAAACACUUUAAAACAAAAAAAUUUCAAUUGCAAAAAUUUAAUUGGCUGUGCAAAAAAUCCGCCCACAGACACAAACUAGAAGUUCUAAAACACGUUUGCAUUGAAGGAAUUUAAAAUUUGUCAUUGCCAACUUGAGAAAUUUAAAGUUGAAUUUGGACAAAAAUUGCUGCAUCAGCAAAGAAAGGUCACUCUGCCCAUAUGUGGUAAUACUCGAGACUGAUAUUAACCCUCCAUGUAUAAGUCAGUACCACCACCGUCAGGAUGUCAUAUUCUGGUUACCAAUUACAACUAGUCUCUACUUUAUGGUUGCAGCAUUACAAACUUUAACUGUUACCUUCAGUGUCUCUCUGUAUCAAUGGUAAAUAAUGUCGUGCUAAAAGAAUAACACAUUGCAUCAGCCUGUAAAACUCAAUGUUUCUGCAUAAAUAAUUUGAUUCACAUAAGUAAUAGUACUUAAGCAGAAGACCACAGUGGAUUUACACACUCAAUUCUCAAUAAAUCUGAAAAACACACCAGUAUCACAAAGGAAAACGCUA
Acanthaster planci (crown-of-thorns starfish) is the source of this 5615-nucleotide messenger RNA. RefSeq names its product monoglyceride lipase (gene mgll). The record is from RefSeq and is a predicted model, not a curated record. NCBI's taxonomy places the organism in Eukaryota, Metazoa, Echinodermata, Asteroidea, Valvatida, Acanthasteridae.